GCUAAGCUUCCAUUCAAGGCAGGUAUUGGACAUCGAGAAAUUCUGACUUUUAUUUCGUUGCGUUCAUCAUUCCCCUAUACAGCAUCUACAUAGAGCCAUGCAAACCGGAUCGAAUAAUAAGAAUGAACAGAAAAGAUGUAAGAAGAAUUUUCCACAGAACAGCGUCAUAACACACGUCAAAGAAGUGGCCUGCGCAACUCCAGCCAUGCCACCCCCAUCCUCCAGCUUGCCUAUUCACCCUGCUCCUUACCUGGUCUCCUCGUUCCUGCGAAUCUUCCAAUUGGCUAUCGCGGCGAACAUUCACCACUUCCUGUUCUUCGCACUCCUCAGCAGGUGGAAUAGGCGACGAUUAGGCCCCCUGUGGUCUCUAGUCAGGGAGUAAAACUGAACCCCCCUGUCGUUACUGCAAAAUAAUUCUAAUUCAUUCGUGACUUGACCCGAGCGUAUUUUGGUGCCAGAGACCCCUUGACGUCUCUAUCAACCGUAAUAUGGCGGGUACAAGCCCGGCAGUCCAC
Aspergillus ibericus CBS 121593 is the source of this 515-nucleotide messenger RNA. RefSeq lists its product as uncharacterized. The record is from RefSeq and is a predicted model, not a curated record. The coding region runs from base 98 to 382 and encodes 94 amino acids. Lineage: Eukaryota; Fungi; Ascomycota; Eurotiomycetes; Eurotiales; Aspergillaceae. The transcript has a single exon.